UACACUUACUGACUUACCUAUUUAACUCCGACCAUCAUAUAACCACCGUACAACCACUACCCAAAUCCUUAGUAUCUCCACCAAAGUAAAGAUGUUGGUUCUUGUACCGCCGUCUCUACAUCUCCUUCUUUCCCCCUUUGCAGCUGCUUUCCUGUUUUUUGUGACACUAAUCGUUUGUAACUUCAUAUGGCGUCGAAAUGGCCUAAAGAAAAAUGAACGGCUGCCACCGGGCUCGAUGGGUUGGCCAUACAUUGGUGAAACACUUAGCCACUAUAAACAAAAUCCCAACACUUUCUUCUCGAUACGUCAAAGAAGGUAUGGAAAUAUAUUCAAGAGUCACAUAUUGGGAUGCCCAUGUGUUAUGAUAUCAAGCCCUGAGAUAGCCAAAAUAAUUUUGGUCACUCAAUCUCAUCUUUUUAAACCCACAUACCCUAUAAGCAAAGAGAAGUUGAUUGGCCCUCAAGCCAUUUUCUUUCACCAAGGUUCAUAUCAUUCUCACCUCAAGAAAUUGAUCCAAUCUUCAUUUCUUCCUUCUGCCAUUAAAGGCUCGGUUCACGAAAUCGAAAACAUCGUCCUUGAUCUUCUUCCCACUUGGGAGAAAACCAAAACCAUCAACACCUUGCAUGAAAUGAAAAAGUAUUCAUAUGAAGUGGCGAUGUUAUCAAUAUUUGGGAACAAGUUAGAAGUGAAAGAUGUGGAAGGAUUCAAGCAUUUGUAUCAUUGUAUUGAGAAAGGAUACAAUUCAAUGCCAUUGGAUCUUCCUGGAACUCCAUUUAAGAAAGCUAUGAAGGCAAGGAAUCUUUUAAAUGAGAGGUUAAGGAAGAUGAUAAAGAAGAGAAGGGAGAGUGGGGAGCAUGGAGGAGGAUUGCUUGGGCUAUUAUUGGGACUAAAGGAAAAAUGUCAAUUGAGUGAUACACAUAUAGCAGAUAAUAUAAUUGGAGUCAUUUUUGCAGCCCAUGAUACAACGGCUAGUGUUCUAACAUGGCUCCUCAAGUACUUGCAUGAUCAUCCACAUAUCCUAGCUAGUGUCAAGAUGGAACAAGAAGAAAUUCGGAGCAAGAGAUUGGAGGCUAAUCGUGGGAUUACUUGGGAUGAUAUUAGACGAAUGUCAUUAACUACCCGCGUGUUACAAGAGACGCUGAGAGCCGCAAGCAUAUUGUCCUUCACGUUUCGUGAAGCAAUCAAAGAUGUAGAAAUAGAAGGAUAUUUAAUCCCUUGUGGUUGGAAGGUUCUUCCGCUCUUUAGAACCAUCCAUUACUCCUCUGACUUCUUCCCUGACCCUGACAAGUUCGACCCUUCAAGAUUUGAGGUGGCACCCAGAGCGAACACGUACAUGCCAUUUGGGAAUGGAGCUCAUUCUUGUCCAGGAAGCGAGCUAGCUAAGGUUGAAAUGCUCAUUCUACUACACUACUUGACUACCUCCUUCAGAUGGGAAGUGUUUGGAGACGACGAUGGCAUAGAGUACAUCCCUUUCCCGGUUCCAAAACAAGGCUUGCCUAUCAAAAUCCAUCGUUUAAGUGAGUGUGACGCCUUCGAGAGCUAAUGGUAUAAUUGUCAAGGGAAUUCAAAAUAUAAAUUAGCUUAGGGUAGAGGCAAACAAAUAGCAGAAACAGAAGUAUAAUGUAAGGUUUCGUAUCUGUUGAUCAUCAAUAUAUAAGAAAGUUUUCUGUUUCUGAAUUUCA
This is a messenger RNA of Erigeron canadensis, 1682 nucleotides long. Its product is annotated as abscisic acid 8'-hydroxylase 2-like. The transcript has 7 exons. The record is from RefSeq and is a predicted model, not a curated record. Gene Ontology annotation, biological process: sterol metabolic process. Gene Ontology annotation, molecular function: iron ion binding; monooxygenase activity; heme binding. Bases 92 to 1543 code for a protein of 483 amino acids. NCBI's taxonomy places the organism in Eukaryota, Viridiplantae, Streptophyta, Magnoliopsida, Asterales, Asteraceae.